ACUGACGGCGCAGCUCCGGGCGGGGGCGGCACAGUUUCGCAACCGAGAAGGGCUGGUCCGGGUGGUCCGUUGUGUGUCGCUGACGUGCCGUGUUACAAACUGUGACAGUUUUGAAAUGGCUUCAGAGGAACAGGAAAAGUAUAAGCGUAUUGAUUCUUUCUUUAAAUUGGUGGAAGUUACAAAUGACAAAGACGAAGUUUCCAAAAACUUGCUGUUUUCGUGCCUGCGGUGCCCUGGAACGAAAACUAUCUCGGCAUCCAGCAGAGCUCUGUCUAAUCUAACGCGACAUGUAAAGAGAAAGCAUGAAGGUAACAUGCAAGAAUAUCUGAACCUGUUGAAAGCGAAAGAAGGACCAUCCAAACCGAAACAAGCCAAGCUUGACGCCUUCGUUGCCGGAGAAGGGUCGUCACAGGCUGCGUUCGUGACACAACAGUCCCUCGACAAAAAGGUGGUGCGCUUCGUAGUGCAAGAGGCGAUGCCUUUCAGCAUCGUUGAAAGUGAAUCCUUCAGAGAUCUAGUGCUGGCAGGCCUUCCUGGGAAGAGAGUAAUGAGCGUGAAAACCAUGAAGGAGCGUUUAACAGCAGCGUUUCAGGAAAUGAAGAAAUCCAUGACGUCAGAGAUGGCGUCAGUGGAUCACAUCGCAGUCACAGCUGACUGCUGGACGGCUACUAGCAGAUCCUAUCUCGGAAUGACCGCCCACUGGCUGAAAGCUGACCUGGAACGAAAGUCUGUAGUGUUGGCCUGCAAACGGAUCAUCGGGAAGCAUACGUAUGACAAGCUCGCCAGCGCCAUGGAGGAAGUCCUCAAGGAGUACUCCAUUCAGAACAAGGUGACGGCCGUCACAACGGACAGCGGAUCAAACUUCGUCAAGGCGUUCCGUCUCUUCCAGGUGGUCGACGCUGAGCCGGAAGAUGGUGACGCUGACGAACAUGAUCAAGUGGACAUAAUCGACGUGGCCGAUAUGCUGCAAGAAGCCGCCGAUGACGAUCAGCUGUUCCGACUCCCGCCUCACCAGCGCUGUGCCGCGCACACAAUGAAUCUCGUGGCGAACGACUCAGAAAAAGCGUCGGCGAACAGCAGAUUCAACAAGGUAACGCGAUCAGCGAUGGGGAAGUGUCAGGCGCUCUGGAACAAACAGAGACGUAGUUCCACGAGUGCGGACAUCAUCCGUGAGACAUGCGGGCGGCUGUUCGUGGUCCCCUGCGCCACUCGGUGGAACAGUCUGUACUACGCCCUGCAGCGGGUGCAAGACAUCAUGGCUAAGUCAGCGCCAGCGGAUAACCUGGAUGGGUUGAUGGACAAACUGGGUCUCCCACGGUUCACGCAGGUGGAAAUCGCGUUUAUCGCCGAAUACGUCAAGGUCAUGAAGCCAGUAGCACAGGCACUGAACAUCCUGCAAGGCCAGAAGAACAGUUACCUGGGCUUCGUUCUGCCCACGGUUGCACAGCUGCAGAAGGUGUUGGAUGCGCAAGUGCACGACCUACGUAUCUGCGCCCCCCUGGUAGAUGCACUCCUACUUUCUCUGAAGAGGCGCUUCGGACCCAAGUUCGACGACGACCAGCACAUCCUGGCCGCUGCCGUCCACCCGCGUUUCAAGCUGACGUGGACGGAUGAUGAAGUGGUUCGGACGCGUGCCAAGCGGCUCCUACAGGACGGUAUUUCACAGAUUCAGCUCAUGGAAGUGGAAGAAGCAGCUGGUGAAACCCAGGGUGAUGCUGAUGUGGACGAUCCUGAUGUGGACUUAUUCUUUCCACGACCAUGCUCAUCCACGCGUGAGUCUGUGGAGGAGGUUGUUGAUACGCACCUCCACGGACGCGGCAGUACCCUCCGAGAUCUCCACGAAACUGUGGAGAAACUGUUCCGCAAGGUAAACACCACGCUCCCAUCCUCCGCCGCAGUGGAGCGCCUGUUUUCGCACGGAGCAGGAAUAUUCAAGAAGAACCGGUAUAGGCUGAAUGACGACACAUUCGAGAUGCAGCUGAUGCUGAAGCUCAACACAACGUAGUGUGGUCGGCAGUGGUCGGAGAGGACAGCCAGAGAUGGUUGACUUGCAGUUAUAGCCAAGUGUGUCAAAUACAUUCACGAUUUGACGAAAGAAAUGUGUUUUGGUGUUUGAUAAGUGCUUUGA
This is a messenger RNA of Amphibalanus amphitrite, 2128 nucleotides long. RefSeq lists its product as uncharacterized. The record is from RefSeq and is a predicted model, not a curated record. Bases 116 to 2005 code for a protein of 629 amino acids. The transcript has 2 exons. NCBI's taxonomy places the organism in Eukaryota, Metazoa, Arthropoda, Thecostraca, Balanomorpha, Balanidae.